AUGCAGAGCUUCCUGACGCUGCUGAAGGAGAGCGGGGACACCUGCCCACCCCCCGCGGAGCUGGUGGACCUUGCGGGAAGGCUGUGCCGGGACUUCCGGGGUGACCUCGCCCAGGUGGAGCCCUUGGUGGAGGCUGUGCUGGGGAGCCCGCUCCGCCUGCACCUGCUGGACAGAGAGGAUGUAGUUGUGGUGUGCGCGCUUGUCCUGGCCCGGCAGGAGCGGCACCAGGCAGCCUGCAGGCUCUUGGAGGGUUGUCGGGUGCCAGGGGGGAGCUUGGAGCUGGUGAAGCUCUGGAACGACAUCCACUACCGUCUGGCCAUGAGGAGGCUGGACGUGGCCACGCUGACCCCUGUGCAGAAGUUCUGCUGCAGGAAGAGGAACCCACCGCCCCCCUCCCUCUGUCCUGAGGGCCUGAGGAGCCGGAACUUCCCCAGGGAGGUUCGACAGAAGCUGCAGGACUUCGCCUCAGGCGUGAGCACCAACCCCGACAAGGCCCAGCGGGAGACCCUGUCAUCAGAGACGAGCCUGUCGGAGGAGCAGGUCUACAACUGGUUUGCCAACUAUCGUCGGAAACAAAGAGCCCUUCUCCAGAGCGUAGAGUCGUCCCAGGGGACCUCAGCAGAGGGCCCUGGUGUCUGGGGGAGGGGUCCAGAGCCCUCUCAUCCCUCAGGGGACCCCCAUGCUGACCCUCAGUGUGUGGACAGGUCUCAGUGGUCAGGUGAGUGGCCCGAAAAGGGGCCUCCACGGUCCCCAGAGGCCACUCAAGGACAAUGGGCACCACUUGCCCCUGCCCUGGACCUUCCUGGAGACGAGAUGCUCUCAAGGCCACUGGUUCCCAGCGGGACCCCCCAGAGCAAGUAUCUGGAGGAAGGUCCAGGUACGAGCAGUGGACACAUGGAGCUACAGCCCCCCCUGCUGUCUGCGGAAUUCAUCUUUCCCCAAAGCCCCCAAGAGCCAGAGCAAGCCAUGUCCUCCUUCCCCCAUCCUGUGUCCGCCGUGGAGCUGAGCCAGCCCCAGCCCUCCAGCCAGGGGCAGUUGCCUGAUGGUCAGGCCACCAGUGAUACCGUCUGGGGAGCACAGAUGCUGUUUGAGUUUUCAGGGGGAAGCUUGGGCUGA
Messenger RNA from Trichechus manatus latirostris (Florida manatee), 1116 nucleotides. RefSeq names its product anomalous homeobox protein-like. Lineage: Eukaryota; Metazoa; Chordata; Mammalia; Sirenia; Trichechidae. The record is from RefSeq and is a predicted model, not a curated record. Gene Ontology annotation, biological process: regulation of skeletal muscle cell proliferation; skeletal muscle fiber development; regulation of transcription by RNA polymerase II. Gene Ontology annotation, molecular function: RNA polymerase II cis-regulatory region sequence-specific DNA binding; DNA-binding transcription factor activity, RNA polymerase II-specific. The transcript is spliced from 8 exons. Gene Ontology annotation, cellular component: transcription regulator complex; nucleus. Bases 1 to 1116 code for a protein of 371 amino acids.